Messenger RNA from Acytostelium subglobosum LB1, 1164 nucleotides. RefSeq lists its product as hypothetical. The record is from RefSeq and is a predicted model, not a curated record. NCBI's taxonomy places the organism in Eukaryota, Evosea, Eumycetozoa, Acytosteliales, Acytosteliaceae. The annotation marks the transcript as partial. The transcript has a single exon.
AACAAUCAUCGUCAAUCACUAAAGCAUGGAUCAUCAUCAGUAGAGCUAUCAUCAACCAAAGAUCUUGGACUGAGUAUAUCAAACAACAAACCAAUCUUGCCAGGCUCACUACCUGACAAUCUGCGCUACUUGAGCUUUCAAUACAAAUUUGAUCAGCCACUUGUGCCUGGAGCACUGCCAUCAUCACUGCUGGAGCUAUCACUCGGUGGCCUGUACAACAGACCGUUUGAGAAUGGUGUACUGCCUCCCUCACUCACCAGUCUCGUGCUGAGCACCGACUUUGAUCAACCAAUCAAACCACAUUCACUGCCUCCAUCGCUCACCUCGCUGGUCUUGGGAAUGAACUUCAACCAACCCCUGAUGCCCGGGUCACUUCCACCAUCCCUUCGUAUACUACUGUUCAGUGUAGAAUUCAAUCAACAGAUCACACCAGGUCUCCUACCUCCAUCACUCACUGAACUGAGCUUCUUUGAUCAGUUCCAGCAGGUGCUGCCCCCUGGAUCCCUACCCAACUCGAUCGAAACACUGAGGUUCUCUUACUUCUCCUCAUUCAAUCAUCCCAUUGCCAUACUUCCAACAUCAUUACGCGAUCUUACAUUUGGCUAUUCAUUCGACCAGCCGAUCAAGGUUGGUCUUCUGCCGCCGACCCUCAUCAAGUUGUCAUUUGGCUCAUCAUUCAAUCAACCAAUUGGGACUGGUGUCCUGCCCACCUCACUUACAUCACUAAGAUUUGAUCGAGAUUACAAUCAACCAUUGAUCAGUCUACCAAUCAAUCUACGUCAACUUGGUAUAUACUUUAUACGUCGACAAGGUGUACUACUCAACUGUCUACCAGACCAUCAUCAUCAUCAUCAUCAUGACUACAGCAAGAUGAUGAUGGAAGUCAGCAUAAGAGAGACAAUCAAUUAUAUAACAGAUAUUAUAGAUUAUAGUAUAACAUCAAGUAUUAGUAAGCUAAAGUUCAACUCUAGUAUCAAUUCACGUCUAAAGUUGUUUGAAUGUAUUCGGAAGAUGAUGAACAAAGUGCCCAAUGUAGAUACAUAUCAAAUACAAUAUAGUGGAUUAUCAAUGAAUACCUAUCAAGUACGUUAUAUAGAUGAUCAACAUAAUACUCUACUACUUGUUGACUGUUCAACAGACAAGUAUGAAGGCAAGAUAUAUUUC